Williopsis jadinii is the source of this 1592-nucleotide messenger RNA. RefSeq lists its product as uncharacterized. Gene Ontology annotation, cellular component: nucleus. The transcript has a single exon. Gene Ontology annotation, molecular function: nucleic acid binding. The record is from RefSeq and is a predicted model, not a curated record. NCBI's taxonomy places the organism in Eukaryota, Fungi, Ascomycota, Saccharomycetes, Phaffomycetales, Wickerhamomycetaceae. The coding region runs from base 68 to 1414 and encodes 448 amino acids.
CCGGUUGUAGCCCAAGACGGGUGUUUAAAUGCUGAUAAGAACGCUGAAGAGAGCCAGCUUGUCCACUAUGAGAACGAUGAACCGCUCAAUACAUUUGGUCUCUUCGGACUCCUCAGACGGGGAGCUCAUCGCCAUAACCUCGGAUCUUGAAGAGAACGAGGACAGGCUCUUAUACAUGGAGCAGCAGAAGAUGAUGAGGCAGAAGUUUGAAGAGGAGAACCCGGGCUUGACGUACAAGAUCCAUGUUCCAAGGGAGUUCUUAUCGAGCGAAUCGUAUCGACGUUCUCAUGGGCUGUUAUCUGAUGACGAGGAAGCUGCGAAAGCCGAGGUCAAAAGAGAGCGUAAUAGACGGAGAAGGCAGAACCGUGCACAGAGGAAGAGGGAGGCAGAGGAGUUGACGAACGCUCAGAAGCAGUCUCACGACCCAAUUGAGGUGAGAAACACACAGUGUCGCUUCUUUGAACCUGACUGCGACAAUCUGGCGUCUACUGAUGCCGCAACUGUUCCCUUUGAUGAGCUCACCUUGUUGAGACAGAAUAAACUGAGACAACUGGACACUUAUUUCCAAAAGGUUGGUCUCAUUCGUAAACAGCACCCUGUCCUACAGAGUGAAGGCCAUUACCACUCCCUGAAACAGGCAGUCAGAAACAUUGCUGAUCCGUUGAACAUUUUGAUCUCUCUCGACAUUGAAGCGUUCGAGUUCUGCAACAACAAGGUCACUGAGAUUGGGAUUUCCAUCUACGACCCCGGCCAUGAGAUACACUCCACGGUGCCACAUCUGAGGACCAUUCACCUGUUACCCAAGGAGAACUUGAAACUACGUAAUAAGAAGUACGUUGGCGAUAACAAGGACAACUUCUUAUGCGGGGGCUCCAUCAUCUUGCCGUUGGACCAAUGUACCACUUUCCUGGAGUUGCUGUUCCACCACUAUCUCGUCCAUAAACGGGAACAAGGCUUUAGCACUGUCUUUGUGGGCCAUGAUAUCCGUGGUGACUUGAGCUGGUUGAGAUCGCAGAUAGGCGUCAAUGUCCCCGACGAUAUUCUCAUUGCAGACACUCAAAAGAUGAUGGCUUCUGUCAUUGGCAGACAGGUUGGGCUUUCAACCUUAUUGACUAUGUUUGAGAUACCUCACGGCUUCCUACACAACGGUGGUAAUGAUGCUUAUUUCACCUUGCUAUUGGCCAUGAGAUUGGCUGAUCUCCCAUAUAGAACCAGACUUGGUAUGGACCAGCCUCGUUUCCAACAGUGGUUCAACGAGCAGGAGCUAUGGAUCAAGGGCUUCCAAGGAUACAAGAAAAAAGGUGGCAAUGGCGUAGCACCUAAACUGGUUGGCCUCGAACCUUCCCGUUUCCGUUCGGGGAGAGAGGCAUUGGAAUAUGUCUUCCUUGAUGCAAUGAGCGCUCAAUACCGUUAGGGGUUUUAACCAUAUUGUGAACUUUGUCCAAUGAACGAGAUCCUUCACUCACUACAGUGCAAGGGUACAUAAUCAUAGAACUACACUCAUUUUGAUACAUUUCUUAUUUAGCUGAGCUCCAAUUACGACAGAACUUGUUGUCGUGAUGAUCAAUACUUUAUGACUUCUUUACAAGCCC